Dermacentor andersoni is the source of this 2000-nucleotide messenger RNA. RefSeq lists its product as uncharacterized. The record is from RefSeq and is a predicted model, not a curated record. Lineage: Eukaryota; Metazoa; Arthropoda; Arachnida; Ixodida; Ixodidae. Gene Ontology annotation, biological process: hemocyte migration. Gene Ontology annotation, molecular function: growth factor activity. Gene Ontology annotation, cellular component: membrane.
UUGAAAUAGCUUCUGAUAAUGACAGAGCUGCAUCUGUAAAUAACGGAUAUUCUUAUAUGCUGCAGCUCAUAUACAUUCGCCGGAAAGAUUCAUUUCUGACACAUGAACAUAGAAAAUAUCAGAGAGUGGUAUCGGAGCCUCAUAUCUACGCAAAUUAUGCGUCAUGAUAACAGAACAGUUACUAUCUAUAGACAACGCAUGUAGGAGCAUGGGCUUAACUUUAUGCAGCUACAAUAAAAUGUACCCCCAACUUUACGCAAAGGUUGGGUGUCACAGAUGGCAGCAGUGCGUAAAGUCAAAUGAUUUUAUUCUCUGCAAUGUCUGAAGCGGGUAUUCGUUUGCCUUAUUGAACACAUUUGGCAUAUUGUGAUAUCGCGCACCUUUUCAAAAAAAAAAGAAAAGAAAAUGUGGGUGUCUCUACAGCACACCGCAGCAUUUUGCCGUCCCGACGCACUGUCAGCGCUAGAGCAUACGGACACUUGUAGAUUUGUUUCUAGAAACUUCAGUGCAAGAAAUCUGCCCAGAGAAAGCCCGUGUCGGAAGACCGUUAUACACGCAGAUCACCCACUGCAAACUGUGGCCCUCCUGAGAUAUGUUGAUUCUUUCGUGGCGAUUUAAGUGAAACGCGCGGGCAACGAGCGGCACCCUAGCGGAGGGUUCCGGAUUAAUUUAAUGACUUGUUAACGCGCGUCGAAAUCUCGGUAUGCGCGAGCGUUUCUGCAAUGCGCCCCGAUCCGAAUGCCGAUGGCGAGGAUCAAACCCGCCACCUCGUUGUCAGCAGCAGAACGUCAUCGGGCGAGGCGGAUCUGCUCUCAAACAGAACCACUUGAAGACGAGAAGCCACCUGAAGCAUCGCGCGCUCGGCGAGGGACUGGCGUCGCCACAACAACAAAGCCCCCGCGAUCGGGUGCGCGCAGCGGAAGAUGGGGACGCCCGCCGACAGCAUCCCGGAGCGGCCCUGCCGGGGAGAGCAAAGAGUCGGUCUCCGGCGGCGGGCCGUCCUGGAAAACUGGUUUCCUCGACAUGACGCAAGGAGACGCCUCUCCCAUUGGUGCUUACCCGAGUUCCUGACAUCACGCGGCGGAAGACGCCGCCGCGCCUCCGCGGGGUCCCCCGGCGGCAAAAGCAGUCUUGCCGCACGCACGCGGCGAGUGCAAUCGCGGUAUAACUCGGCGGCAUAUAACCAUCAUGGGCGCCCGGUCGUUCACCAUUCGCCGAGCGUCGCUCGCCAACAGCACUUGUCACGCCAAUGACAAUGGCCAGCGAACACGAGCGCGUGGCGAGGGGAGUCGCCUGGACGGCGCUGCUGGUAUUCUGCACGUGCUUCGCCGUGGGACUGUGCCGGCCGCCCAAGAAGUACGGCACUCGCGAACACCUGCGCGCCAGUCAGCACCUGCAGAUGGUGCAGCGAGAGGCACGGUGCAAGCUUCCACAGCGGAGGACCCUCUGCGUGCCAGACAUCUACCCGAAUGGGAGCAAAAGGUACGUGCCCCACUGCACCAUGGUGCACCGGUGCAGCCCGGACACGGGCUGCUGCGCCACCGAGGACGAGCACUGUCAGCCCAAGAGCAUUCAGGUGGUGGAGCGCGCUUUCCUGGUGCUCGAGCUGGACGCCAGCGGCGAGCAGCAAACCAAGGUGGAGACGCUAGCCUUCGACAACCACACCGAGUGCGAAUGCCGGUCCAAGUACGACCCCAUCCGAUGACGUAGCGCGCUGCCUAGAGAGACAGCGGAGGCUCGCCGGCGCGUCGCGGUGGGCGCCGGACUCGCCCGCAACCCUGCAAGGCCGCCGCGCACCCGCAUGGACAUGUGAUGGCUUCUCCGCACCACUCGGCACGUGGGUGCCGCCGCUCAACUACUCGUUAUUUAUUGCCUGUGCUUCGUCCGUCAUCGCUAUUUAUUACCACCAUUCGCACCUGUUAUACAGACGGAAGCCGACGUGUUCCUAGUCACAUCAUCCGUUAUUUAUUUGUAAAUAAAUAAAUAUCCGUAUUUUUUUU